AUUGAGGCAAAUUGGAAGGUGUCAUGAAUAUGCCUUUCUUCGAGAUAAGCGCAGAACAAAACGCAGCAAAGAGGAAGAACCACAUCAAACACCAAAGACAUUUUUCUUUUAGGUUAAGAUUGACAGGUGAAAGAAAAACAACUGGAAAUAUCUAUUUAUGGGUUAUAGUUGAGGAAUUGAUGAUACCAACCUGUGUUGCCAAAAUACUUGUGAAAUUGUCAUCAUGAAGAUGAUAUAACACGCUCCAUGUAAGCGCGUUCAAGCAUUUCUCUAUGAACAUCAAUGUUCUACGGUGGGUCGAAGGUUCAUCACCCCAAGAACUUCAAUCUCAAUGAUCAUCGAUUCCCACGUUGACCUUUGAUACCCACUCAUUUCAAUUUGUUUGAAAUCAAAAUAAAAUAAAAAAAAACUAUGCAAUUUGUCAGAACACAGAUUCCAAGAAUAAGAUUCGGGCUCGUUUCAUUUUCCAGAGCCUCUAUUUAGUUUCUGUUCCUAUUUCUAUUUGGUUUUUUUCCAUGCAAUUUUCUCAAAGUUUCAGGCUUUCUCCUUCAAGGGAAUAAUCUGCCGUUGGGGCCUCAUGCCCAACUUCAGUAAAGAAAGGAAAUGAUCUUGUUUGUGAGAUUAAUUUUCUUUUGAAUUAUGUCUUUCCUGGUUUAAGCUUUCUUAUUUCAAACCUAUUGCGUCGUUUAUGUUUCUUCAUUUUGAGUUGUAUUAUUAUGAUUAUAUUUUGAUUUUGUUUAUGUGGAGUUUGCAUAAUGGUAGUGCAAGAUGAUCAUGGCCUUAUGUUAUAUCACCAUGCAGAGAAACAGUGGAAUAAUACAUGGAUGUUAUCAGAUUGUAGCCUCAUCUUGAUUUGGUUUCAAACUGGAUGGUGGAGAUGUCUCUACAACAUGAAAAUUCUGAUACCAAUGAUGUAUCAGGAUCAGGAUCUUGCCUUUAUGAUCUCUUUUGUUCUGAAACACCAAGUAUGAAUACUCAAAGUCAAAGAGAACGAUGGAUGUCUUCUGGUCCACAAAAAAGGCUGGACAGUCUGACUCGUCAAGCUGGAAACAAGUUUUGUGCUGAUUGUGGGUCAUCAGAGCCAAAAUGGGUGUCUUCAAGUCUUGGAGUAUUUAUUUGCAUCAAAUGCUCUGGUAUACACAGAAGCCUUGGCGUCCAUAUAUCAAAGGUUCUAUCACUGAAGCUAGAUGAAUGGACAGACGAACAAGUUGAUGCAUUGGUGAAGUUGGGUGGAAAUACGGUAAUCAAUAAGAAGUACGAAGCUUGCCUUCCAAAUAACAUGAGAAAACCAAAGCCAAAUUCUUCUAUUGAGGAGCGCUCAGAAUUUAUUAGGAGAAAAUAUGAGCUGCAACAGUUUUUGGAUACUGAGGAGAAUUUGUCUUGUCCCUUUGUACCUAAUGCAAGAAGUUCAUCAUCUACGUAUAACAAUAUCGCGAUAGACAAAAAACAUUAUGAUAAACAACCUACUAAAAUUCGUAUUGGGAAUGCAUUUCGAAACAGUUGGGGAAGAAAAGAUUCUGAGCAUAAGAGUUCAAAGAAAAGCAACUCAUUGGCAGGUAUGAUUGAAUUUGUUGGCUUGAUCAAAGUCAACGUAGUUAAAGGCACUAACCUAGCUGUUCGGGAUGUAAUGACGAGUGACCCUUAUGUCAUUCUUUCUCUAGGUCACCAAUCAAUGAAGACGCGCGUCAUAAAGAGUAAUUUAAAUCCGGUUUGGAACGAAAUCCUAAUGUUGUCAAUUCCUGACAGUAUUCCUCCUCUUAAAGUGGUUGUGUAUGAUAAGGACACUUUCUCUACCGAUGAUUUCAUGGGUGAGGCUGAAAUAGACAUUCAACCUCUAGUUACAGCUGCAAAGGCAUAUGAGAAAUCUUCAAUCAACGAAUCCAUGCAGCUUGGAAAAUUGAUAGCAAGUGGUGACAAUACUCUUGUAAAGGAUGGUAUUAUCACUCUUGAUGAUGGAAAGGUAAGACAAGAUAUAUCAGUAAGACUACAAAAAGUUGAAAGAGGUGUGCUAGAGAUUGAGCUUGAGUGUGUUCCUUUAACUCAGUAAAUAAAAUAGAAUUUGAGGGUCAAAACCUUGCAAAAUGCAUUUUGGAACAAACAUCAAUGUAGAUUAUCCGGUCUUAAUUCCACUUUGUACAUUAUUUUGUGAUACUAAUUACCAUCUUUUUGUACAAAUAUAAUGAAAAAUAAGUAAGAGUUUU
Molecule: messenger RNA, 2201 nt
Organism: Abrus precatorius (Indian licorice)
Lineage: Eukaryota; Viridiplantae; Streptophyta; Magnoliopsida; Fabales; Fabaceae
Product: probable ADP-ribosylation factor GTPase-activating protein AGD11
Exons: 11
Coding region: 869-2047 (392 amino acids)
Molecular function (GO): phospholipid binding; GTPase activator activity
Source: RefSeq, a predicted model, not a curated record